UAAUCUUUCCUAGGACCUUCUUAAAGCGGUGAUCAGAUGGAAAUUGCUGCUACGACUUAGAAUUCAGAGAAGGAGCAGACAAUUAUUAAGUAUUUCACAGUCUCCGUGAGAGUUAAUUUGUGUUUUGGACCCGUGUUGUUCUGUCUAGUUACCCUAGUUUUGUGCCUUUCCUGGAAAAUCUACAAAAACUCAGCCGGCUUAAGACUCGGGACUCGCUGGGUGGGCAUUAUCCCAACUGCCCAGCUAGUUAGCUAGCUAGCUUCAAAGUGCUAGGUUUGCUAGCUAGCUAGCUAGCUAACUAACGUGAGCUACAACUGUUCUGCUGUCAGAAACCGGUAUUCUUCGCAUCAUUUAAACUGACAGGAGUGAAGCCACAGUUGAGCUGAAAGCUGUUUGGGCCAUGGAGAACGAUGCUUGUUUAGAGGAGAAGAAUGGAGAAGUUGUCGUGAACCAAGGGAAACAGCCAGCAGCAACCGCUCCUUACAGAUACACCAAGGAAGAACUACUGGAAAUCAAAGAACUGCCGGUCUCUAAUGAAAGACCAGAGUGUCUGUCUGAGAAAUAUGACAGUGAUGGUGUCUGGGACCCUGAGAAGUGGCAUGCCUCACUGUAUCCCACUUCAGAGCGCAGCUCUCCAGUGGAAGGUUUUAAGAAGGACUAUGUGGAUGAUAGAGUUCCUUUGAAACGAAGAAUCCCAGAUCCUCGUGAGCGGUUAAAGGAAGACGAUUUGGAUGUUAUACUGAGCCCACAGCGACGCAGCUUUGGAGGUGGAUGUCAAGGCAAUGCUGCUCUUGCAUCGCAUGUCCGUCGCCCAAUCAGCCCCUUGGAAAAUAAAGAGAAUGAGAGCCUUCGUCUCGGAGGGGCACGCAGAAUCGGCAGCGGUCGGAUAAUUGCUGCACGAGCAUUUGAGAGAGAAGCCCGUGCAGAAAAAGAGAGGGAGAGGGACUUCAAAGAUAAAAGAUUCAGGAGAGAUUUCGGUGACAAACGUGUGUUCAGUGAAAGGAGAAGGAAUGAUUCGUAUGCAGAGGAAGAGCCUGAAUGGUUCUCUGGAGGCCCCACCAGCCAGUCUGAAACAAUUGAGCUCAUCGGAUUUGACGACAAAAUCCUAGAAGAUGACAAGCGCAAGUCCAAGCGAUCAAGGAAGCGAGCAGAGUCUGUAAAAGAAGGAGUAGAGUGUAAUGGUGGACAACCUGAGGAGCAGGAUGUCGGUUUACAGUCCUCUGCUGAUCAAGAGGUCCCCCACCCUGAUGUGUUACCCGAGCAGACGACUGGAGACUUUGACUUCAAUGAAUUCUUCAAUCUGGAGAAGACCAUGCCAGGACUGGCCUCAAUGAUAGAGGACGUCCUGGGGGAGGGCCCUGUAUCGGCUAGCCGCUUCAGUCAGUGGUUUUCUAGUAACCUGAGCCCCUCAGGCAGCCGGUCCAGCAGUCUGAGGUCCACUCCUCAUGAGGAGCUGGAAAAACUUGCAGGGCUCGAGCCUCGCUGCACGUCCCCCAAACACGGUCCUUCCACAUACUUCACACCCAUUCAAUCAUCUGAGUGCAAGGAGAAUGUGGAUAUCCUGGAGCUGCUGCACAAAGCCAAAAUUGACCUAAAGCCUCUUCUCUCCACCCUGUCUGUCAACAAGGCGAGGCUACGAGAAAGCACUAACUGUGGCGCUGUACUCUCACUGGAGGAGGUGGAGGGGGGGAUGAAGGGAAUGAAGCUGAGCUCAGAACCACAGGUUCGGAAGAUGGCACCUCCACAGAGCGGGAACGGCACACCCUUUAUGGCUCAGCAUUUAGAGGAAGCUUUAACUGGUGGCAUCAGUACCCGUCCACACUCACGCGACUCUGACAUGUCGGCCUUUAAUAAACUGGUCAGCAGCAUGAAGGCAAGUGGAACUCUGCCAACUCACCCAAAAACCAACUCAAACAAUCAAACUUCAGACCAUGCUGUAGUGGGUGUGUCUGAAGCUCCCACACCUGGGCAGAAAAACAUAUUUCAGGAGCUUUUGGGAGGUCCAGCUCGUAGUGCCUCACCGACACUACUUGGUAAUCUGUUGGGCAGCUCUGAUGGCCCGUCCUCCACUGCCCCUCCUCAUGGCUUACUACAUAAGGGCCCCUCCCCCCCUCUAUUCCCACAAAGAGCCCCCUCUCCAGACUACUUCAGCAGUCGGUUGCAACCUUCAGCAGGUUUUCCUGUUGGUCCUCAGCCCAUGCUGCCAGAACAGUUCACUGAUGUACACAGGCCGAUGAGCCCUCAAUCUGCAUCACAGCAACAGAUGAGGACGCUCUCUAUGCCAGUAAAUCAGGCAGACCUGGAGGCCAUGGCAUUCCAGCAAGAUCUGGCUCUUCAUGCCCACCACUCAUUCCAGGCCGGCUACAAGCCACCACAGGAAAAAUCUUUUCGAAAUAGGCUUCAGCGUGUAAAUCGCUCCCCUGGUCCAGGCCCUCAUCCUGCUGGAAGGAACUCUCCAGGCAAUGCUGUAACCAGCAUGUUGUCUCCAUCAUUUACACCCACAUCUGUGAUCCGCAAAAUGUAUGCCACAAAAGAGAAAAGCAGAGAUGAACCAUCAGGUCGUUCAGAGAACAAGGAGGAGACAACGGCACACUCUCAAGAUGACAUAAGCUCCCCAAAUCUGUACUUGGAAGGAAUGGAUGGAAACACAGCUCAGUCUGCUGGAGUGAAGGCUGGCUCCCAGAACUUGGCAAACAAGGACCAGGAGCGUCUCAGGCCCGGCUCUGCUGGACACCAUACUCCUACCAUGAUCCCUCCAGGACCCUCCUCUUCUUUUCCUCGCCCCAUCUACCCAGUACCGCUGCUAUCUCAUGUACCCAUGGUGCGCCCUCCUCCCCAGCUGCACCCUAAUGUGGUUCAACGAAUGCUGGCUCAAGGUAUCCAGCCCCAGCAACUUGGACCUGCUCUUGUGCAAGCAGGUAUUUUCCCUCCUCAUGUUGACCUUGCACAACUUCAAGGCUUGCCUCCUGCCUUGCUGGGACAACCGCUGUACCCUCUAAGUGCAACAGGGCAUCCACUUCUACCUCCCAGAGCCAACACUCAGAUGCCAUUAGCAGUAAUGCAGCAGCAACUUCAGCAACAGAGGCCAAUGCAUCCAGGUGUCCCCGGCCCUCCAUCACAGAGCCAAGGCCCCCAGUCACAGAGCCAAGGCCCUCACCGGACAAACGGCCCCCAGCAGCACGGAGGCAGCCCCCCUCUAGGCCUCGCCAAGUGGUUUGGAUCAGACGUGUUGGAGCAGCCACUCCCCUCCAUGCCGGCCAAAGUCAUAAGUGUAGAUGAGUUGGAGUUCAGGUCAUAAGAAAAAGAAAAAAAGAGCUGGAUUUUUUUUUCUUUUUGCCCAUCUCCACCUCCUCUGUACCAUGAAAAUGUGAACUUUAAUUUGAAUGAUGGUGCACAGACCGGACAGUCUAACAAUGCCAUGCUUUGUCUUCAACCUUGAAGUUGCUACUUUUGAAGAGGCUUAUAAUCAGGAAUAGAAAGACAAGAGAUGGCAGUUUGUUUUGCUGGCUGAGUGUUUUUUUUUUCUUUUUGUAUCUGUAUUAGGAUGUGCGCAGUAAAUAAUGUAUAGGCCCAAUUGUACAGACCAUGGGAAAGAAUCUUAUUCUCCCUGUAUAUAGCUCUUUUUUUGUUCUGUUUUGGUAUGGGAAAUUUGAAAGUCACCAAAGGCUAGUUGCAUUCCUUUGUCAUGUCCAACUCUAAUUUUUUCCCCUUGAAGUGCACUGAGAAAGGGCUACUGUAGGUGGGAAGAAUUGGAUUGAUGAGUAACUGAAGUGUGUACUCUCCCUCCCCUUGUGGCCCUUUUCUGUAGAUGUGACUGAAGCAUUUCAAGACAACUCCCGAGGAUGCAGCAAGUGCUGGUUGUGCCUUUUCUUUCUUUUGUUUUCCUUUCAAAACUGUAUCCUUUUCCAUCCGACUUGUCACUGGGGGGGCGGCACUGCUCACAUAGUCAGUUUUCAAGGGUGGCUGGGAUUCAGUUUGUUUAUGUGCUAAUAAGUUAUAUAAAGCACAAAUAGAAUUAAUAAAUAAAAUCUUCAGUAAAACUGUUUCCUUAUUGUUAAAUGAUAUUGAACCUUUAUUAUGUUAUGAUUAUAAUGUUCUGUAGUAAUUUUAUUUCUCUAAAUAGGUGAGCACAGAUUGAACCAGAGAGGUUUUGAGUU
Molecule: messenger RNA, 4157 nt
Organism: Cheilinus undulatus (humphead wrasse)
Lineage: Eukaryota; Metazoa; Chordata; Actinopteri; Labriformes; Labridae
Gene: eif4enif1
Product: eukaryotic translation initiation factor 4E nuclear import factor 1
Exons: 19
Coding region: 401-3298 (965 amino acids)
Biological process (GO): negative regulation of translation
Cellular component (GO): nucleus; cytoplasm
Molecular function (GO): mRNA binding
Source: RefSeq, a predicted model, not a curated record